Alosa alosa (allis shad) is the source of this 6494-nucleotide messenger RNA. RefSeq names its product pleckstrin homology-like domain, family B, member 1a (gene phldb1a). Gene Ontology annotation, biological process: regulation of microtubule cytoskeleton organization. NCBI's taxonomy places the organism in Eukaryota, Metazoa, Chordata, Actinopteri, Clupeiformes, Clupeidae. Gene Ontology annotation, molecular function: protein binding. The transcript is spliced from 25 exons. The record is from RefSeq and is a predicted model, not a curated record. The coding region runs from base 236 to 4873 and encodes 1545 amino acids. Gene Ontology annotation, cellular component: basal cortex.
GAGAGAGAAUUGGGAUAUAAAAAGCUCUACAUAGCUGUGGGCUACACAUGGUGCCAUAUCCUUCCUCAGCUUUGUAUUUCCAUUUAUAUUCAUGCAAUCAACCUGUCUUUGCUUGCUCUCAUGAGCAAAUCUUGGCAUACCAUUGGCUUUAGCUGAUGGGGCAUGUCACUUCUCUCACAGCUGUUUGCCUGAAAGACCAGCGUUGUUUCUUGACUUUUCUUGUUAGGCUUUUGUCAUGGAUGCAGUGAAUACCAUGGACAACUGGAAAAAUAAGGACCCCCAUAUGAUUGAUGAAGUGACUGACAACCAUCAAGACAUCAUGGACAGCCUGAACAGGAAUGUGCCGGAACAUGGCAGACAGACGCACCAGGUGCUGCAGGGAACUCCUCUGGACCUGAUAGAGACGGGGAAGACGUUAAAGGUCCAGGCAGAUCGUCCCCAUCUGGUCAGCUUGGGGAGUGGCCGUCUGAGCACGGCCAUCACGUUGCUUCCUCUGUCAGAGGGAAAGACCACACUUGGACAUGGGAACACUGACAUCAACAUUCAGGGCCCUGGUGUGGCAGCCCAGCACUGCUACAUUGAGAACAAGGGAGGCAUCAUCAUGUUAUACCCCUGUGGAAACCUGUGCUCCAUGGAUGGCCUACAUAUCACCAAACCCAUGAGACUUUCACAAGGGUGCAUGCUGUGCUUCGGUCAGUCCGCCUUUUUCCGCUUCAACCACCCAGAGGAGGCCCUCAGGAUGAAGAACAUGAUGCCAGGAGGAGGAAGCCACGGCCCCACCAGCAGUUACAGGACCCACACAGAAUCACACUCCAUGCUCAACGGGAACCAUCAGCCGGGUGGGCGUGGGGGGGGUCGCCCGGGUCAAGGCACCCUCGUCCGUUCCAUUGAGCAGGACCUCCAGGACAUCAUGGAUUCUCUGGUUAUGGACGAUGCCCAGUCGUCCAUCUCAGCCGAGUCCCGAAAACUGGCCCAUAACCCCAUCCCCCAGUCCCCGCUGUCCCCCGUGACGAAUGGGGGCGACCGCUUCCCUGCAGCCUCCCCCACCAGCCCCGGGGCCAUGUCAGUGGGCUCCAGCUACGAGAACAACUCCCCGCCCUUCUCGCCCCUCUCCUCGCCCUCGGUGACCAGCAGUCCGGGAGGCCUGCAGGAGAUGGCCAACCCCCCGGUGCCAGCUCGCACCUCCAGCUUUAGCCACAACACUCAGCCCCCUGUGCCCCAGCCACGGUCCUCCGUGCCCAAGAGCGGCAGCGCCUUGGGGCAUAAGGUCCAGGAGAGCCCCAGGCUUCACAGGAAGGCCUUGGUGGAAGCGCCACCGAGUCCUUCAUCUGCACGCAGGGAUCCUACUCAAGCUCGAGGGUCCUCCUCCAUCCCUGUCCCCAUGGUUUCUGGGGACAGACAGGCUAACUCCAGACUGACCCCCAAGUCGACCCCGACAUCAUCCUCUCCUGCCUCGUCCAGCCCGCGGUCCAGUGUGGGCUCCUCGGUGCAGGAGUGCCCUCCGAGCCCCAUGCGACAGCAGGACUUUGCCCGCUCCUCCAGCCCAUCCAAGCAGCCCAGCCAGAUCCCCCGUCUGGCCCCGUCCUCGGUGGACAGCCCUCUCCACGCGGUCCAGCCCCAGCCUCGCUCGCUGCCCCCGGGGAGCCCGCAGAUGGCUCGGCGCACCCUCCCGCCUCCCAGCCCGUCCACCGCCCGCAGAGGGGUGCCCGUCCUCCCGCUGACCAAAACGGUCCCCGAGAGCCCCAGGCAGCAGCGCAGGGUCACCUCCACGGGGGAGGAGGAGGGGGGCUCAGCGGGGGGGAGGGGUCUGAGAGCGCGCAGCCCAUCCCCCUCCCGGCACAGGGACCACCCCAGUGGCCGGCAGAAGGCCGGGCCCGGUGCCGCCCUCGCCCCCUCCGCUUUGGGCACGCAGCCAGGGGUGUCGCCCCUCACCAGCCCGCGGGCCCAGAGGAAGGCUGGCCGGGAUGGCCGGAUGGCGGCGGCCUCGUUCGCCCGCGAGCGCAAAAACAGCAUCUCGGAGAUCAGUGACAACGAGGACGAGCUGCUGGAAUACCAUCGACGGCAGAGAGAGGAGAGGCUCCGGGAGCAGGAAAUGGAGAGGCUGGAGAGACAGAGGUUAGAGACGAUCCUGAGUUUGUGUGCGGAGUACAACAAGGGCGACGGCCCCUGUCCAGCCGGCGAGGUGGGCAAGACGGGCCUCUUCCCUGGGAUGGAGGAGGGGGCCGUCCAGCGCCCCGGAGCUGACCCUGCAGGCGGGGCCUCCCAGCAGGGGCGGGGCCAGAGGCAGAGGGAGAGUGACGAGGAGAACUUCACCGAGGAGUGCAGCAGCACCGAGAGCCAGCACCAGGAUCACGAGGACUCUGGUCGGACAGGUGUGGCCUCUCAGCAGGAGCUGCCCUAUCUGGAGGAGGAGCGCGUCCGCAUUCUGGCCCGAGUGGACGAGCUCAAGGCUCGCGUGACUGAGCUGGAGCAACAACUUCAAGAGUCCAGGCAGGAGGCUGAAAUGGAGCGGGCCCUGCUACAGGGUGAGCGGAGGGCGGAGCUUGAUCAGGUGGAGGCGGAGUUUGAGAUCAUUAACCAGCUGCAGUACAAGCUCAGUGAACUAGACAGCGCCACCCAGAGGGAGAAAGACAAGGGGAGGGCUAAUGUGUCGGCUGAGCGGGACAUCCUGGAGAGGCUGCGGGCUGGGUACAAUGAGCUGAAGAGCCAGCUUGAUAAGUGCCCAGAGUCCCUGAGGGAGCAGUUACAGGAACAGCUGACAAGGAAAGCGGAGGCUCUGGAGUCGGGGUCCAAGCGCUUUGAGGACCUGGAGUUCCGUCAGCUGGAGCGCGAGAGCGGCUUGGAGGAGGAGAAGGAGACGGUCAGCCGCCAGCUGCUGCAGGAGAAGGCCGACUACCACCGCAGCGUGGCCAAGAGGAAGGAGAGGAUGGCUGCACUGGAGAUGCAGGCCAACCAGCUGGGCCUGCAGGCUGCGCAGGAAUGCGAGAGGAUGGCCAAGGACCGAACGCUGGCGCUGCAGAUGCUCCAGAAGGAGAGAGAGCAGCUGUCGAGCAUAGAGAAGCGCUAUCAUGACCUGACCGGAGGGAGAACUUUCCCAAAGCCCUCCAGCACCAUGAAGGAGGAAGUGCUUCAUAUCAGCGAGCCUGACCUCGUAGAAGAGGUCUUUCCCCAGCCGCAGCCCCUCGGCCACCCUCCUGCGCCCUACUGUCAGAGCCUUUCCCCUCACAUAAAUCCUCUCAGGCCCCAGGAGGAGUAUCUGAGGCUUUCUGAUGUCUAUAAGAUGUAUGGGGCCAGUUGUGUCCAGACCCACACUACCUCCUCUGCACCCCUAAGCUACUCCUCUGCUCUCCCUCUAAUUCCAGACUCCCCUCGCGAGUACAUUACUGUCGGUCAGUUAAACGAGCUCUACGGGAUGCCUAAGGUGGACCCCUCCCCCACGUCUCCCAUCCAGUCAUUCCAACAGUUAGUCCCCGAGCCCCCUCCCACCAGCUACAGGUCACUGUAUGGCUCGUCCCGCUCUCUUGCGUCCGAGAGCCAGCCUGAGCUGAGCCGGCCUCAUGCCCCCAGGCUUGAUUUAGAGCACUGGUACCAGGACUUAAUGUCUGCUGGGGAGCCCAGCCAGCCAUGCCCUCCCCCUCUACCGGCUAAGUCGCACUCCGGUCGCCGACCCAUGCAGGUGUACCGUGGCAAGAUUGACGGAGAGGGGGGACAGAUGACCCUCACACGGGGGAACACCAAUGGGACGGCCACUCCUCCGCAGUCCAGGGCUGCCCUGCCGGGGAGGGAGAUGCCAACAAAGAUGCUCGGCCAUUCCUCCAGCCUCUCCAAGGAGCUGUCGGAGCUCUCCCUCACCCAUCUGGACCUGGAAACCAAAAGACAGCUGGCCAUGCAAGGCAAAGGCCAGUCGUUGGAUGAACAGAGGGGUCGUCCAGGGGAGCUGAAGCAGAGACCUGCAGUGGAGCUGCAGAACCACUGGGGGGCGCUGCAGGGCUCCCAAUCUCAGCUCAACAUGUCAUUCCCCUCGUUUGGCAACAGCGGCGGCCCUGCCAUGGUGCACCACUCCAUCCUCCACCACCAGGCCCCGCCUCCCGGCGGAGAGCAGGCUUUUGACACCCUCAGCCUGGAGAGCUCCGACAGUGUGGAAACCAGCGUCUCCACGGGCAACAACUCUGCCUGUUCCCCGGAGAGUGGCAUCGGCAUGGCGGGCCUGAGGCUGGAGGAGAUGGAGAAGAUGCUGAAGGAGGCGCAGCAGGAGAAGGCCAGACUGGUGGAGAGCAGAGAGAGGGAGGCGCAGGCUCGGCGCCAGAUGCUCGAGGAGGAGCGCAGGAGGCGCGAGGAGGUGGAGAGGAGGCUGCAGGAGGAGACGGCGCACAGGCAGCGUCUGGUCGAGGAGGAGGUGAAGCUGAGGGAGAAACACUGCUCUCAGGCUCGUCCGAUGACCCGGUAUCUGCCAAUCAGAAAGGAGGAGUUUGACCUCCGCUCCCAUGUGGAGUCGUCUGGCCACUGCGUGGACACCUGUCCUUAUGUCAUCGUGAGCGAAAAGAUGUGCAAGGGGCAUCUUGUUAAAAUGGGCGGCAAGAUCAAGUCCUGGAAGAAGCGCUGGUUUGUCUUCGAUCGGCUGAAGAGAACCUUCUCCUAUUACAUAGACAAACAUGAGACCAAGCUGAAGGGAGUCAUCUACUUCCAGGCAAUCGAGGAAGUUUACUAUGAUCAUCUUCGUAGUGCUACCAAGAGCCCGAAUCCUUCCCUGACGUUCUGCGUCAAGACUCACGACCGCCUCUACUUCAUGGUGGCUCCCUCGGCCGAGGCCAUGCGCAUUUGGAUGGACGUCAUAGUGACCGGGGCCGAGGGCUACACGCAGUUUAUGACCUGAGCGAGUUCAGUGCCCACGGAGGGUCGCUUAAGUGAAGAGCGAGAGAGAGUGGUCGGGUCUGGUCGGGCACCGCGGGGGCAGCACUGAGGGGACAUGGGGAGUCUCCGAUGCUCCCUCAGUCUGGCGCUCACACUCCCACCCUGUCUCAGCUGGUGUGGAAAUGUGGGCAUGGGCGCCACACACGCCACCAGCUGCUAAGACAAAAACAAAACUGCUAAGAGCUCGAAGAGAUGCUCACUUUGUACUCAUAUAAAAGGAAAUUACUUUUUUUUUUCAUCGUAAGAAAGAAUCAUCGGGGAGAUUCCUUUGUGUACUUACUGACUUGUAUGAUUUUUGUGCGUUAAAAACGUGUAGUCUGCAUCUCCUGGAGUGUAUUUCGUUGGUUGCAUUUCACAUUAAUGCAUGAAUAAAUGAAUGGUGCUCGGAUGCUGUCGGGGUGGCUGUCCCUUUCGCCACGCCACUGCCCAGCGGUCAGUUGAAGCAGUCUCCACACGUCCACUCACUCCGUUUAACAGGGAGGCUGAGUGGCGAACACUGAGGUAACUGUUCCCCUCGUGAAUUCCUAUUCACCCACAUGUAUUUGCCAGUUCAUUUUUAUAAGUUCUACACCAGCAUUUUCACUUUACUGCCUUGGGAUCUUUAAAGGGAGAUUUUUAUGUACAGAUAUUUCUGACUGUUUGCUGUAAAUAUGACCAAUGAAACUUUUCCAAAGGUCUAAGAUUAAGAAAAAGCUUUUCUUGCUAUUUUUUAUUUUAUUUUAGUAACUGCAAACUUAGCUUGUAGACACCUUUUAUAUAGGUUUACAGGACAUCCAUAGGUUUAUUAUGAGUUCAAACCACCAGAGUUGACAUGAACUGAAAGAUAGCUGGGACAAGGCCUGUCCAUGCUUAAGAGAGUAUAUUAUGUCAACAAAUUGCCCAUUACCUUAGCAUGUAUAGAAAUAUUGAAAAGAGUAGAUUUCAUAUUAUGCUGCUCAGUUUUAAAAGAAAACAUGAAGAUUUAUUUAAAUCUGUUAUUAGAUUGUUUUUGAUAUAACAAAGAGACAAAUAAGCUUUUAUCAUAAUGUCAUAUACAUUUCAUAUUUAUGUUCGUACUCUGGUCCAUCUCAAAUUAAAAUCUUUUCAUUGCUUUUGUACAUCUGAAUGUAAUGGUUUUAUACUAGGGAAAUACUUAAAAUAUUGUGAUUCUUUAAUAUUACAUUGUGGGUACACUAUAUGACUGCUUCGACCCUUCACAUAGAUAGAGAUGACAUUGACGAUCCAUAAUCUGCCGCACUAAUCUGUCAUAUCCAUUAGCCACAUACUAUACCAUAUACGGAAAAAAUAGACUGAUGACAAGAUGCUGAGCACUACUGUGGUGAUGACACGUGCCUUUCUUAUACUUUUCAUUAUUUUGGCUUACGCUGUUUGCAAACAGGCCGAACACCAGUACUCUUGUUAAUAUACAUGAGAAAUAUUGAUUUUUUUAUUUACAUUGCAACAUUUCCUCUUAAUUCAGUACAUAUAACAACUAUAUAUGGACUUCUGUAGUUACUAACCAUAUACAUGUCUGUUACUUUUCACUGGAAACAGAUUAUUAUUGACAUAAACCUCUGGGCCAAAUAAAGAGUGUCAUGAAAAGA